Messenger RNA from Pseudophryne corroboree (corroboree frog), 1610 nucleotides. RefSeq names its product beta-1,4-galactosyltransferase 1-like. The record is from RefSeq and is a predicted model, not a curated record. The coding region runs from base 39 to 1049 and encodes 336 amino acids. NCBI's taxonomy places the organism in Eukaryota, Metazoa, Chordata, Amphibia, Anura, Myobatrachidae. Gene Ontology annotation, cellular component: Golgi apparatus. Gene Ontology annotation, molecular function: beta-N-acetylglucosaminylglycopeptide beta-1,4-galactosyltransferase activity; cytoskeletal protein binding. The transcript is spliced from 7 exons. Gene Ontology annotation, biological process: carbohydrate metabolic process; protein N-linked glycosylation.
CGCAUAAUGUGUGUUGAAGAAGCACCUUACUGUUUAAGAUGUCUUGGAGCAAAAAAGUAUUUUUCUAUAUCUUAACAGGACUGUUUUUUUUCAGUAUUUGCUUUUUAUAUGUAAAGCCAACCUGGCUGCUGGAAAUUAGUUUUACGAAGAUACGACUUAGAAGCCAUUUUCAAACUCAAAAGAGUAAUAUAUCUUAUACCGCUCUUCAAAGUUCUGAAAAUGUGGAAAUGGAACAUAUAGCUUUGUGCCCAGAAAUCCCCACUAAUUUAGGUCCCAAAGUUGUUGACAUAAGUCAUGAAUCUCUUUCGAAUAUCGCUUUAGAAAAUCCAAAUGUGCAAAUUGGAGGACGAAGUAAACCUCAAACCUGUAUAGCACAGCAGAAAAUCGCCAUAAUUAUUCCUUUUCGUAAUCGUGAACAUCAUCUUCAAAUUUGGCUGCACCACAUGCAUCCAUUUCUACAAAAGCAGCAAGGAGAUUAUGGAAUAUAUGUGAUAGAACAGAUAGAAAAUACAACAUUCAACAAAGCCAAGCUGAUGAAUGUUUGCUUUAAAGAAGCAGCAAAAGACUAUGAUUACAAUUGCUUUAUCUUCAGUGAUGUCGAUAUUAUUCCUAUGGAUGAGAGGAAUCUGUACAGGUGCUCGAAAAACCCCAAACACAUGGCAAAUUCUUUAGACAAGUUCAAUUUUAGAUUACCUUAUGAUACUAUUUUUGGAGGUGUGGUGGCUUUUACAAAAGAGCAGUUCCUCAAAAUAAAUGGAUUUUCAAAUCGUUUUUGGGGAUGGGGAGGAGAAGAUGAUGAACUGUACAACAGAGUGAGGUCAGUAGGAAUGAGGGUUGAACGUCCAGAUCAAGUUAUUGCCAGAUCCAGAAUGAUUUUCCAUAAGAGAGAUGUUGGAAAUGAAGAAACAGGCAAAAGUUUUCACCUGAUACAACAGGCUGCCAGGUACAUGCACCUGGAUGGACUGAGUUCCUUAGACUAUGACACCAUCAGAUACACAAAGCACCAGCUUUAUACUAAAAUCACAGUUGACAUUGGAUCUUCACAAUAAAAUAGACAAUAUUAUUAUCUUAAUUUAUUCACAGUUUGUUUUCCCUUGAUUGAGCAUUUGUGGAAUAGAAAUGUUCAGACAUCAAUGAAUUAUGGGACUGAAUGUUACUGUUACUAUGUGCUAAUGGAUUGGCUGUAAAAGAGGUAAUCUUUGAGAGAGUGGACAGACAAGUGCUUUUAUCAUCUUGUACCACGCAUACUGGUAGCAGAUUGUAGUUUGUUGUGCAACCUGUUUCAAACAUGCAUCUGAAUCAAGUGUAAAGAGACAAAGCAGAAAGACAGCAAGAAAAGAGCACAGUUGUGAGGGAGGGGGGUUUGAGGUGGGGGUAAUAAUAUUUACUUUUACAUAAAAAACAAAAACAUUAUUGUAACAUGUAUGAAAAGCAUUAAUAGUACAGAGUAGUGGAUUAGUGGCCCUACUCAGGUUAGUGUGUGAUCCAACCGCAAAUUUGAGAAAAAGAUGUGGGCGCAUACGCAGUGGCCCAUCCUGUGCAUGCACCUGCAUUUUCUGCAGGGGGGCUGCAGAAAAUGCAAUCACCUCUGCCUGUCAAUCAGGGAGAGA